AUGACUGAGUUUCCGGAAGACGAAGGCCGCCUGGGCCUUGAAAAAAAACUACGACAAAUUAUCAAGGAUCAGAUACAAAAAAUAACAAGAAAAGUGAAAAGCGUGGAAAAGGUGGAACAGGUGGAAAGCGCGGAGAAUGUGAAAGAGAAGCCACAAGGCAGAGGAAAAGAAAAAGUGGAGGAAAAGGCAGAGCACAAGAUGGAAGACGACAUGGAGGACGACAUGGAAGAACCGGACAGCUUCGCGAAAGUGCGCGAGACCAUCAAGCCGGAAAAUUUACGUUUGCUUGCUCUCGACCUUCGUCGCCAACGGGAAGGGGUGCCAGGUCGGCCAUACGUGAAGUCCAAGGUGGAUUGCCAGAUAAAGCCAGAGAACUUGACCGGCUCUUCCCAUAUUCUCUACCAGAUAGAGUUUAGUGAUAACGUUCGUUGGCUCUUGAAGGUCCCUGCCAAUGGUCACAAGGACGACUUUGACAAACUAUCUGCAAGCUGCCUUCGAGCCGAGGCGCUCACGAUGCGGCUCAUCAAGCGCAAAACCACGAUCCCUAUUCCAGAGGUAUAUGGAUUUGACGACACCUGCGACAACAGAAUUUCCUGUGCCUUCAUAAUGAUGGAGCAUAUUACGGGGCAGCCAUUGCAAGAUGUUUGGUUUAACCAAGAUAAUGCACCAGAGUUGCUGGAACAACGUCGUUCUCGGGCCCUACAUGAUAUUGCCAAAGCCAUGCUUCAACUUAACGAGUUUACUUCUUUCCGAGGUGGUACAAUACUUUUCGACGAAGAUGAAACCCCAUCUCGAAAUACCGGGCCUUUCAGGAUAAUGGAUAUGACGGCAAUGUUCGACCAGGUAGAAGAAGCCUCUGGCAGUGGUAAUAUUUAUUCUGAAGUCCAACCGGUCUCAGAUGCCAGAGGUUUUCUUACCUGUAUGCUUCACAAAAGGAUGACACCCAGGGACCAAUUUGGUUCCGGCUUCGAACUACUGCUCCACCUUUAUAUUGACUUUGCCGUUCUAGAGAAUCAAUCUUUGCUCAAAGAAUACAUGGCAGGAAACAAAGAUCAAAAUCGAUUCGUUCUCACUCAUCCAGACUUUGAUAUUCAAAAUUUCAUUGUCUCCGAAGAUGGGAGCUUACGAGGUGUGAUUGACUGGGACGGAGCCAUCACGACUCCUCGGGGCAUAGCAGGCAAUGAAAGCUAUCCAGGAUGGUUAACACGUGAUUGGGACGCGAUGUGCUACGCUUAUGACCCAGAAAGCCCAAACAAUCUUGAGAACAGCCCUAGCGAACUGCGCUUUUACAGAGAUAUGUACCAGAGGAUAAUUAGGGAACUUACAGGCAGUGAUUUGGCUGCCAUGAUGACAGCACGCACUCUGGUUUUUGACAAUUUAUCGAUUGCAACUCACAAUCCAAUCCCUUCUUCCCAUAUUAUUGACAGGAUUUUUGAAGAAAUCAAGGCCAAAGUAUCUAAAGGACUUGAAGGGGCACAACGGGAGGAGGAGCGUGCAAAAGAAGAGGAGCUAUCGGAAGAAGAUGAAGACGGGGAAGAAGACGACGGGGAAGAAGAUGAAGAAAUGGAAGAAUACAAUGGCACACUCGACUUGUACCGUGUCUGUAUGGAUUUAGCCGAAGGAUUGUUGUCCGACACUAGACGCGAACUUCUUGCGCAGGGUUUUAGGGCCCUUUUCCACGAGCAGUAA
Talaromyces rugulosus is the source of this 1689-nucleotide messenger RNA. RefSeq lists its product as uncharacterized. The transcript has a single exon. Bases 1 to 1689 code for a protein of 562 amino acids. The record is from RefSeq and is a predicted model, not a curated record. Lineage: Eukaryota; Fungi; Ascomycota; Eurotiomycetes; Eurotiales; Trichocomaceae.